CCUGAGGCCUGCAGGCCUCUGAGCAGUGCAGACCAAGUCACUGACAGCCAGGUUCGGACAGCGGGGGGCGUGGCGGCGCCGGCGGCCGCGCAGCGUCUUUAAUUCAAGCCGUCAAACGAACGUGGAAUAAAAGACGCGAAUGCGCGGCGCGACCCGCUCAGGACGAGCGAAGGUGCAGAAAGCGAGCAGGGGCCUGCGGAGACUCCGCGGAUCCCCCCUGCGCCCCGUGAACAAGGCGACAAAAUAAUAUCACGUGAUCCAAAAUGGGCUGUCCUCUGACGGGGCUGAAAAAAGCCAUUUUCUGGCGCUGCUGCAAAAUCUGUCCAAGUCCAAAUAAUUAACCUGGAUCCUCGCUGGGAGGAGAGGGGGCACUUUUGUGUGUGAUCAGAUCUGUCCUCAUGGAAAAAAUGCAGCCCGACCAGAUCAAAAUCACAGAUUUGAAUCCACACCUCACGUGUCCACUGUGCGCCGGCUACCUAAUAGAUGCUACCACCAUCGUAGAGUGCCUCCACUCCUUUUGUAAAACAUGCAUCGUCACGUUCCUGGAGACGAAUAAGUUCUGCCCCCGAUGUGACGUCCAAGUUCACAAGACGUGUCCACAGCUCAGCAUCAGAGCGGACAAAACUCUACAGGAUAUUGUUUAUAAGCUUGUUCCAGGGUUAUUUAAAGAUGAGAUGAAGCGGAGACGGGACUUCUACGCUGAGAACCGUGUGCUGGAACCCGGGGAAGUGGUGGAGACGUUCAACAUAGCGGAAGAUGAAAUCAUCAGUCUGUCCAUACAGUUCUAUGAGAGGAACAAAAACAGUGAGAGGCCACACGCGGGGUUGGAAGGAGACAAGGCCAACGGUAAACGCUUCCUGCAGUGCCCGGCGGCCAUGUCUGUCAUGCACUUAGCAAAGUUCCUCCGGAGCAAGAUGGAUAUUCCCAACAACUACCGGGUGGAGGUUCUGUAUGGGGACGAGCCCUUGAAGGAUUACUACACACUAAUGGACAUCGCUUACUUCUACGAGUGGAGACGAACCGGACCCAUCCCUCUGCAGUACCUGGUUAAACCAACCCGGAAGCGCCGGAGGCCGUCCCAGUCCGCUGCCCAGGGCCACUCCGACGGCGUCAACACCAGCCCGACCUCGGAGAGCGACUCCCACAGCGACAAAGUCCACAGUCCGGCUGCCGCCAAGCCGCCCCGGGCCUCCUCGCAGUCCAGCCCCACAGCCCACAACCUCCCCACCGCCCCCCAAAGCUCCAACGGCACCGCCGCGCCCACGCAACGGCACGGCCACGCCCCCAAGCAGCUCGCCAACGCUCGCAAGGUGACUGUCAACGGCACCGGCGCCGGCAGCGGCAAGGAGGAGGCGAGGGGCGGCGACAAAAGCGGGUUGCCCCCGACGACCUAACGUGCGCGGGGAGCGCGGGGAGGACAGUGUUCCAAUUGCUCCCUUCACUCUUCCCUCAGAGCGCGACGACGAGCUCCAGCUUCGCUCCUUCCAGACGAACGGGAGGUCGAUUACCACGAUCGCCUCUCGGCUGGAGAGACUGAGACGUGCAGCCAAAUAGACACUCGUGUGUGCGUGCGUGCGUGUGUUUGUGUGUGUUAGACUAGGACAGUGCACACAUACAAACUGUACAGUAUGUAUCAAAUGUGAGCAUGUGUUGUAUACAUAUGUAUAAACUUAUCUUUUUAUACGAGAUUGUAAUCGUUUUGUAUUGUACAUGCAGUGGGUCCAUUUCAUUUCCGUAGUUCCAUCCUCAUUGAUUUGGCUUCCGACAUAAUGCUCAAGUGCGUUGUACAACACAUCGCUGCUAACUUUGGAUGUAAAGGAAAAAAGAGAGAAGCUAACGUUGCCUUUGAUCAGUCAUGUUGAGAACUGCUUUAUAACUGUCCCAUUCGCAAACACUCGCCAGGUGACGCGCUUUACCUGAAGCCGCUGAAGCACUUUGUUGUGGUCACAUCACAAGUAUUUUCAGACAGGAAUCUCUCAGCACUACCAGGGUCGUCAGUGGACCACAGUCCGUCAGAACUCAAAGGAUUUCUACAUUUGGCCAUGUCUGUUGUAGUUCCGUCGAUUUCAACAUUCCCUUUGUUUCUUUAACAAUGAUACUUUUUACCAGCCAUAUGUGCAUGUUUUAGGUCAAUAAAAUGUUUGCUUACUA
Molecule: messenger RNA, 2151 nt
Organism: Betta splendens (Siamese fighting fish)
Lineage: Eukaryota; Metazoa; Chordata; Actinopteri; Anabantiformes; Osphronemidae
Product: polycomb group RING finger protein 2
Exons: 9
Coding region: 399-1394 (331 amino acids)
Biological process (GO): negative regulation of transcription by RNA polymerase II
Cellular component (GO): PRC1 complex
Molecular function (GO): promoter-specific chromatin binding
Source: RefSeq, a predicted model, not a curated record